Molecule: messenger RNA, 2217 nt
Organism: Diachasmimorpha longicaudata
Lineage: Eukaryota; Metazoa; Arthropoda; Insecta; Hymenoptera; Braconidae
Product: serine/arginine repetitive matrix protein 1-like
Exons: 6
Coding region: 1-1710 (569 amino acids)
Source: RefSeq, a predicted model, not a curated record
AUGUCGAGACGACCGAGCGUCACAAUCUACGAUUACCCAGAGGAUCUCAAUCCAUUCAAAGAUGAUAACGAGGAAGUCAGUCACAAAUUGCCGGUGAACAGUACCAGAGAGAAAGACGAUAAGAAGAAAUUCUGGACAUUCGGGAGAAAUAAGAAAAAACGCUCUCACAGCUUCUCCAUCAAAUCCACGUGGAAUGGAAUCUUCGGUAAGAAGAAGGAGUCGUACGAGAGAAGUCCGACGAUAUCAACAGUAUCAUCGACUUAUCAGCGUGCCAGCUACAAUGGCAACCCAGUACCACCUCCUCGUUCCUCCCGGGACCAGCAGGAGUUCAACGAGGCCCUGGGUACUCUCGCCAGAAGGCGAAAGCACACGCUGGACAAUUCCUCUCGGUACAGCUCGAAUUUGACGAUAAACGGUGAUCCUGGGAGGAUCUACGAGGGAUGCCCCCAGGAGACAACCGCCUCCAUCAUGGGUGAUCUCACUCCCAAACCGCCAGCUCGAAGGUUCGGACAAGUGAGCCCCAAGCCAACUGAUAAAAUACCUCCUCUGGAUUAUGGGCAAAAAAGUGAUGAUAGAGAGGAUGAUGGAACGCCUAUUCCACCGAAACGAGGAGGUGUGAGAGCAUCGCAAAGACUAUCCCUUCAGAAUCGCGAUGACGACCCAGUCCAGAUGAGGAAUGAAAAAUACACCGACGAGAAUGAGAAUAUGCCGGAGGAUUUUGUCUUCAAGAGGUGUAGCAACGACGCAGUAAGAAAAUCCAACUUGUCUAUCAACAGUUGCAUGUCUGUGGGAAGUGUCUACGCGUCUGGAAGGAAGAAGAGGAGAGCCCCCUUGCCCCCUGGGAAAAAACCCGAGCCAUUAGAGAGUCCAAAGGAGGCGCUUCCGGACCCCCAGGAGAUCGCGAGAGUAGCGGAGGACAUCACCGAGAUGACCGAGCGAACGAAGCAGCUUGAAGAACCCAAAGAAUCCCCGAAGGAACCCAGCAACCCGUCUCCACCCCCCCAGGCCCCAAAAAUCGUCAUCCAAGAGAGUGAAAUCCUCCCAGAGAGGCCGCCGAGUCCCCGACCCCCGGAAGAGAGACUCGAGGAAAAUCCCCCGGAGAGGAGUUCCCCUGAUGAAGACCCUGAGACAGGACUUGAAAUUGAAUUCACCCGAACGCCGUCCGAGGAGCCCCUUGAGAUAAUCAAGGACGUCUCCAUAAUUCAUGACGACGACGAGGACGUGGUAAUGCGCAAGAGGAGUUCAUCGAGCCUCCCCGGAAGCGACAGUUUCUCGGUGAAGGAGGAGAUCGAGAAGAUCGAGAAACAGAUAAAGCUCUUGGAGUCGAGAAAGCUGCGAACGCGAACAACUUCAUUCACAUCGUCACUAGACGAAGAGGCUUCCCUUCCCCAGCUGGAGCGAGGGGGCAGCAGACGAAGCCUCCAGGAGACACGAAGGAACUUCUUCCGGGAUUUAACGAGGAACGGAAGUGACGACCUCAAGAUUGAGCUUAAGGAGCUGCCAAGGGAGAUGAGGGAGAUUAAGAUCGUUCGGCUGGGUGAUUCUCCAGUGGAACUUACGGAGCCGAAGGAGCCGGUGAAAGUCAUUGAGCUCCACAUCUCAGAGCCCAUCAAGCAGAAACCCGAGGUCAAUCCGGUGCCUAAGCCGAAGAGGCAGGCGAGGGGAGCCGAGGAGAGCGAGGAUGAGGCCAACUCGGGGAAUCUUAUCUAGGGCUUCGGUUUUCGGUAUUUUUGGUUGAGUAAAAAUAUUUGAGAUAAAUCGGAGGUCUAAUGGGCAUUGACGAACAGGGGGAACAGCGACAUUCCGAGAAUUUUCCAUUGAGAUAUCGUAAAGAAAAUUGUGUGAAAAAUUACGAAUAAUUAAAACCUCUGAAAUCUCUGGUUAAUCAGACAGUUUCCACUACUGACUAGUCUCAUAAUCAGUAAUAAGAAUCCAUAAUUCUCCUGAAAAUAUUCGUCGCGAUCUCUGCCCCCAAAAGGUGAUAUACAUCGAUAUCAAGAACAACGUUCAUUUGUUUUUAUGAAUUCCUCAGUUUGUUGACGUAGGAACUCAAUUACAUGGCCUUGUGAAAUAAUUAAGAAUUAUAACUCAUGUGAUUCGGGGAGCAAUUUUAUCCAGCGAGUGGAUACCGUUAUUCUAUGGCAUUUCUAUUAUUUAUUAAUAUAACGAAUUUUAUGAGGAGGAUAUACAGAAAUAUAUAAGGUAUAUUGAAGAUAA